AUGGAUCCUUCCGCCGCCUCCUCAACGGCUUCAGAGCUUCCGCGUCACACCCUCUUCCCACGCGCCCCGCCUGACACAUUCCCUGCUUCCUCUCCACCGCCUUCAUCUUCCUCCUCUCCAUCUUUCUCUCCAUCUGUCUCUCCAUCUUUCUCUCCAUCUUCACCUUCCUCUUCACCUUCCUCUUCGUCUCUCUCGGCUUCUGUUUCGUGCUCUUCGUCUGCCUCUUCGUUCACGGUUCUGAAUCGUCAGAGGUCCUCGCGCGCGGCGUUUAGUGCGUACGAAGCAUGCAGCUAUUUUCUUCCGUUCGCGGCGGUUUCGGCCUCUUGUGCGCCCCACCAACGCUACGAGGCUGUCUCCUCGGCUCUGUCUCCCUCCUCGCUCUCCGCUGCCGCCCAGGCCGCCUUCUCGGCUGCCCCGUGCUGCGCGUGUCCGCGCGCAGUCGCCGGCGACUGCAGGCGUCUCCGGUCCUGGGAGCGUCUGGGGCGCGUCGACUCGCUCCAGCUGCCUGGCUUAUACGAGAAGCUCGUCGCGCUCCUCGAGAGAAAAGUGAGAGUCCGUAGCGACUUCCAGGAGGCCGAGCGCGAGAGCGAGGAAGACCUCGGAGCAGAGGAGAGCGCGAAGACGCGUCCUGAGAACGAAGCGACGGAGAAGAGAGACGCCAGCGAGCGGUCGGCUGACCGACACGAGGCCAGGGACGAAGGCGGUGCGUUCUGCGAGGAAAUAGGACGAGGUGGAGAGGGGAAGAACGGAGACACAGACGACCCGGGUUCGUCGGCCGAGGAAAAGCGCGAAGACGACGGCCGGAUGCAGAAAGAGCAGAAAUCGCGACAGUACAGAGAGGCCACAGUCUGCGAACUGCUUCUCGGAUCUGCAGUGUACAACGCCAUCGAGAUGGACGUCCACCGGACGUUUCCCUCCCUGCCGUUCUUCAAAGAAGAAGGACAGACUGCUAUGCGCCGCGUCCUCCAGGCGUAUGCCGCCUUUGACCCAGAAGUGGGGUACGUGCAGGGGAUGAACUUUGUGGCCGGGACGCUCUUGCACCACAGCAACACGUGCAUCCACUGGAGCGCCGGCGACGCCCGCGGCGUCAUGGGCUUGCUGCUCGCGUCGCCUGCGGACGAGGCGCCGUCUCGCGUUCUCCGCUCACCCGCCUCGGCGCCGCGCGGCGGAGACAUCGGGGCAACUCCGCACGCGACUGGCGAGGGAGGAGGCCGAGGCGCGGACGCGACGCGCGACCAGGACGGUCUCCACUUUUGCAUUCGGACGCGCGAAGGCCGCGUUUUCUGGCUUCUCGUCGCCAUGUUCUACCUUUACGACAUGCGCAGAAUGUUUCUCCCGUCCCUCCCAGGAGUCUUCGAGAAGUGCGACAGAAUCGAACGCAUGAUGCGCAUCGUCCUCCCGGACCUCGCCGAACACCUUAACAGCGCGGGCGUCUCGCUCUCUCUCCUCACGUCGGACUGGCUGCUCACGCUCUUCUCCUACAGCGUACCCUUGGAUGUAUGUACAGCGGUGUGGACCAAGUUCUUCGAGGAAGGCUGGGUCUUUGUGUACAAGCUCGUCAUUGCGCGCUUCAAAAAGGUGAAGCGGCAAAUGUGCAAUCAAACCGACCUCGUUGAGCUCGUAAAAACCGCCAAGUACUCUGCCCCGCAGAACGCCCUGGCUGCCGUCGGCGAGUCAGUCGUUUCUUGGUUGCUGGCGAAUCCACGCAGGUCAUCGGGGCGCGCCGGAGCCGGCGACGCGCCAGCAGCGUCCUACUUGACCUCGCUCGGUCUCCUUCUUCAGCAGCAGUUGCAGCAAACGCCUUCCCAAGAUGCCCUAACCUCUGGCUUGGCUGUGUCGAAUGACCCGAACGCAAGUGGAUCUAAAGAGAUGUGGAGAGACAUCAUUGAGGACGCAAGCGAACUCGACGUCGACAGGCGCCUCUUUUUGCAGGUGGAGUUGGAGAUGCUGGAACGCGAGCGCGCGCAGACUGGGGAGAAGGCGGCAGCUGCGGAGACACCGCAGACUCGGCGUGUGGCAAGCCAAAACGGGCCGCGCCUCGCGCAGGCUGAGGCGCGCAACCUCGCGAGCAGGAGCGGAGACGCGAAGCUUGGUAGCCUUCCUUCUGAAGGCGGCAGCGACGUGUCGCCUCGGAGAAAGACAGUUGGUCUCUGGAAACCGACUGUGGGGGCGGCGAAGGAAGCCGAGCUGCGCGAAAAGGUGCGCAACCUUGGAAGAACUACAGGACAGGCGGCUGGAGCGGAGGAGGCAGAACAGCAAAGGGGUGGAAGCGAGAACGCGACAAGGCAGGCGAAACUUUCGAAGGACAAGACUGGAGGCGAGGAACAACGCAGCUUUUUGGUGGACGGUUCUCCGGAACUUCCAAAAGGCGGCGCUGAGAGCUCGUGUGAAAAUCCAGGAGCCGUGUCAACGGCCCCAUCAACGGGCGGCCCGUCCCAGGGCGCAGCGAGCCGGGACGAGUGUGGCGACAGUUCCCGUUGUCGCGGAACGGGAGGGGGGGAAAAGAAGUCUUCAGACGCCGGGGGAAAAGACGGCGGCCGCCUCGCGUGCUCGCCUCUCCUCCACGUCGCGAAAUGCCUCGCUUUGCUUCGCAAAGCUGGAGAGGAGGACUUGCGCACUGAAACGGAGGAACUUUGCGCCGAGUGUUUCGCCCACCAGCAACUGCUCUUCCACGUCGCUGAGCAGAGACAACAUCUUCAGCAACUCGCGAUCGAAGCCCUCAAGAAACCGAAACAAGUCCCCGAGGCGCUGAGACACUGGAGCGCCCACGGCGCGAACAUUUACGACGAAUAA
Neospora caninum is the source of this 2793-nucleotide messenger RNA. RefSeq names its product putative TBC domain-containing protein. The record is from RefSeq and is a predicted model, not a curated record. The coding region runs from base 1 to 2793 and encodes 930 amino acids. The transcript is spliced from 6 exons. NCBI's taxonomy places the organism in Eukaryota, Apicomplexa, Conoidasida, Eucoccidiorida, Sarcocystidae.